Nasonia vitripennis (jewel wasp) is the source of this 2570-nucleotide messenger RNA. RefSeq names its product growth hormone-regulated TBC protein 1-A. NCBI's taxonomy places the organism in Eukaryota, Metazoa, Arthropoda, Insecta, Hymenoptera, Pteromalidae. The coding region runs from base 408 to 1424 and encodes 338 amino acids. The record is from RefSeq and is a predicted model, not a curated record. The transcript has 7 exons.
UAAUACAUAUACUCUGUGUAAAGACUAUAAUUCCGAAUUCAAAUUUGUUUCUAUUUGUGUUGCCUAUCACAUGAUAAAAUAUAUAACUUUAUAAAUAAAUAGUUAAUUAAAUAUAAACGCAUGCUGUUACUAAGUACUAUUUUAGUAAGAUUUGUCGAAGAGUGGGAACACGUUCUGAAUAAACAGAGACUCAUGAGGUGCCUAUUUUAAUAAAUUUGUUAUAACUUAUAAGUAGACUUUUUAAAAUUUAAAAAGCGACAUCACCUUACUUUUGGAGCUUGCCACCAGAGGUCUCGUCAGUAUCGUUGAGCUGCCGCAAUUGAUUAUUCAUUUCUGGCGAUUGCACACGAUCGUACACAUGAUUACUGCCUUGUAUCAAUUUUGGGCCAGAAACAGUAAAUCGUGGUAUGGCCACUUCAUGCUUUAGUAAUGUGGAUGAAUAUGGAUUUGAAAGACCACAGAAUUUUAACUAUGAAACAUAUGAGGAGUUUAUGUCUGAAUACCUGAAAGUGCUAGCUAAAAGAGCAAAAAAAUGGGCUGAAAUAAUAGGAGAAGGAAAAUCACUGCAACGCAGCAUUACUGUUAAACGUUACGUCCGUAAAGGUAUUCCUGGAGAGCACAGAGGUCUAGUAUGGCUUUCUGUGAGUGGUGGAGAAGAAUUAAAAAGCAAAUCUCCAAAUUUAUAUCAAGAAUUGCUGACUGGGCCUCAUGAUUCACAAGUUACAGAUAUAAUAAAAACAGAUCUUCCACGUACUUUUCCUGAUAAUAUAUUUUUUAAUAAUACAGAUCGUCAUCAACGUCAAUUAUACAAUAUAUUACUAGCUUUCGCACAUCAAAAUAGACAAGUUGGAUAUUGUCAAGGAUUGAAUUAUAUAGCAGGUUUGUUAUUAUUGGUGACAAAAAGUGAAGAAACUGCCUUUUGGUUACUAAAAGUAUUGAUAGAAGAAAUUUUACCAGAGUAUUAUGUACCAACUAUGAAAGGAUUGAUUACAGAUAUUGAUGUUUUAGCAGAACUAGUCAAGAUCAAAAUGCCAGAUGUGUAUCAGCACGUAACAGAUAUGGGGUUGCCAUGGGCAGUUAUCACAACGAAAUGGUUUAUCUGCUUAUUUGCAGAAGUUUUACCUACCGAAACAACUCUACGAAUAUGGGAUUGUCUUUUUUACGAAGGCAGCAAAAUUGUGUUCAGGGUAGCAUUAACUUUAAUUAAAAGAAAUAGGGAAAAUCUAUUAGCUUGUCAAGACUUCACUGAACUAGCUGAAUGUUUCAAAGAAAUUACCAAGGAUAGUAUUGUUCUCCAAUGUCAUGACUUUAUGCAGAGUAUAUUUAAAGUUCCUGGUUCAUUAAGUAGUAGUAAGAUAUCAAAAUUAAGAGCUAAAGUAGAACAAAGCCAUAAAGAACAGCAAAAUGCUAAAGAAAGGCGGUAGUAUUAGUUUUAAUAACCUUCUCCACUGGCGAACUCUAGUCAUUGUGGUGAUCAAUUUGUUACAUUUGUCCAACAAUUUUUAAAAAUGCGUAGUUUUGUACAGUAUCACUGUGUUUCCUGUUCCUUGUGAUAAUAAAGUAAUUAAAUUUACUGUAUUCUAUAAAAUUAGUAAAAAGUCUACAAAAACUUGCAAGUUAAUUCAGAUGAGUCUUUCAAUUAUAUAUUAUUAUUAUUGUACAGUAAUUGUAAUGUAUAUAUUCUUGAGCUUCUACUUGAAAUUUUAAUAUUCUUAAGAAAUGUAAAUCGCAGGUUCGAUGAGCUUAGAGAUUAUUCAUUACUAUUUACUUUUGCUUUUAAAAAGAAGUCUCUUUGGAAACGUAAAGUUAUUAUUGAUUAGAUUUUUUUAAUAUGACCAAUCUUGUGUAUCAAUUGAGUGAUGUUAAAAAUUGAUGGUUACAUUAAUGAUCAUGUACAUACAUCGAAUAUACAACCUCAUUUUUGAUUGUCUGUACAAAUUAAUGUAAAGAAUAAGUGAAGUGACUUUUUAAAAAUUAUUAUACGUAUAAUUUGCAAUUAUAUACAUAGUAUAUACUAUUUACAUUUUUUAUUUUACAAGAUUUUAUGUGUCUAUAUCCAUAUACUUAUACUAAACAGUAUGAAUAAAUUUUGUUUUCCAUAUAAACAAUGAAGUUCCAAAAAUCUAUUCUAAAGUCUUGAUUAUUUUUCAAGCAUAUCCUUAGCUUCAUUAAUUUUUGCUGCAAUAUAAGGUGAACCUCCACGAUCAGGAUGAUUUGCUGACAUAACUUUCUUGAAUUGCUCUUUGACUUUUGUUUUUGGUGCCGCAGGUGAGACACCCAAAAUAAGAGCUGCCUCUCGGCGUGUCAUUUUUUGCUCAAAGCCACCUUUGUAGUAUUUACUAUUUGCCAAUGACUGCAAGUUUACAUAAUAUAUAUGAUUAAUCAAUACAUACACGUAAAUAAAUAAUUUAUUUUGUUAUAUAAACUACAAAAUGUUACCUGUGAAUCUAACUUUGGCAUGUUUUUCAUGGCUUCUGCCAUUUUUGAUGACAAGUUUGGCAUUUGUUUUAAUACAUAACGUCCGGCGAAUCCAACAGCCGCUAGUCCUAAUCCAGCAACUAUAGCUGAAG